UUAAUGAUUGUACAUUGUCUAGCUCAUACCUAUGUCGUGUAUAUAUAUAUUUGCUCACACAUAGUUCAAAUCAAGCCUCUCCAUCUUCAAGCAAAAAUGGCUUCUCUUUUGUUAACAGUUUCACUUCUCUUUGCAGCUCUCUCUUAUCCUCUUGUAGAGGCUGCUUAUUAUAGUAAUAGUUAUUACACCACCCCAAAACCAUUACUAAACCCAAUCGAUUCUUGCUGGCGUAGAAACCCUAACUGGGCAUCUAACCGCCGCGCUCUAGCCGAUUGCGCGGUUGGGUUCGGUAAAGCCGCAAUAGGGGGCAAAUACGGGUCAGUCUACGUGGUUACAAACCCAUCGGACAACCCUGAAAACCCUAGACCCGGAACCCUACGGCACGCCGUGAUUCAAUCUAAACCGCUAUGGAUCACAUUCGCACGUGACAUGGUCAUAGUGUUGCAAAACGAGCUCAUCAUGAACAGCUACAAGACUAUCGACGGAAGAGGAGCCAAGGUGGAAAUCGCAUACGGGGCAUGCAUAACGGUCCAACAUGUGAACCAUAUCAUUAUACAUGGGAUAAGUAUCCAUGAUUGUAAACCGGGUAAGUCGGGUCGGGUGCGCAGCAGUCCGACCCAUAUUGGAAGUAGGAAAGGAUCGGACGGUGACGCAAUCGCCAUAUUUGAUUCUUCACAUAUUUGGAUCGAUCAUUGCUUCUUUUCUCGGUGUCAAGAUGGUUUGAUCGAUGUGCUUCAUGCUUCGACGGCCGUCACUAUUUCUAAUAAUUACUUCACACAGCACGAUAAAGUGAUGUUGCUCGGGCAUAAUGACAAUAAUGUGGAAGAUAGGAUUAUGCGAGUUACAAUUGCAUUCAACCAUUUUGGACCGGGUCUCAUUGAGAGAAUGCCUAGAGUAAGGCUAGGGUAUGCGCAUGUAGCUAACAAUAGAUACGAGAAGUGGCAAAUGUAUGCAAUCGGAGGAAGUGCUAAUCCAACUAUCUUCAGCGAAGGCAACUACUUCGUUGCUUCUGAUGACCUUAGCAAAAAACAGGUGACAAAGAGAAUAGAAAGCGGAUAUGAUUCGAAAAGGUGGAAAUGGAGAACAUCAAAAGACGUUUUCAAGAACGGAGCUUACUUCGUGCAGUCUGGAUACGGAACCGUCACGCCGUUGUACGAAAGAGCAGAGUGGUUUCCGGUGUCCCACGGCUCUCUCGUCCCUUCUCUCACUUCCUCCGCCGGCCCUCUCCGUUGCUACUCCGGCAGGACUUGCUGAUUAUUUAUAAUAUUCAUAAACAUGUUUUGUUUUUGUGUUUUUUUCUUUCAACAUCGAGGCGGAAUUCCUGUAUCUGAGGUGUAUUAUGUGAAUUCUUCUUACCCGGGACGGAAUUCAAAUUUAUGGAGGAUCGAUUUUUUUUUUUUUAAAGUUUUUCUUUUUGAAGUUUGUUUUUAUAAAGACUUGUAUAAUUCAGUAAUGUAUCUUUUAAUCCAAAACUUGAGUUGCAUAAUUAUAAAAUUUGAAGUUUAUAAUGUGAAGAGUGUAAAUAUAUGAUGGGUAUGAUGAUAUUUUUUAUACGAAACGACAAUAAACAGAACUGUUAGAUUCAAGUUUAUUAUGGCUUCCAAUUUAAAACUAAUUGGUAAUAAGUGGAUUGGCCAUAACUAUUUAUAUAGUAGUAAAUUAAUUUUUAUAUUUCCGAUGUGGGAUGUUUUUUUAUCAAUAUCCUCCCUCACGCUCAGACAUCUAGGUCUGAAACAUGGACAAUGUGGGAAUAACAUUCACAAAGGGUCCAACAUCGGUAUAGUAGUAGUACUUGUAGUCAAAUGAU
Messenger RNA from Brassica napus (rape), 1807 nucleotides. Its product is annotated as putative pectate lyase 2. NCBI's taxonomy places the organism in Eukaryota, Viridiplantae, Streptophyta, Magnoliopsida, Brassicales, Brassicaceae. The record is from RefSeq and is a predicted model, not a curated record. The coding region runs from base 4 to 1254 and encodes 416 amino acids. The transcript is spliced from 4 exons. Gene Ontology annotation, molecular function: pectate lyase activity.